This is a messenger RNA of Plasmodium berghei ANKA, 2958 nucleotides long. RefSeq names its product conserved Plasmodium protein, unknown function. The transcript has 3 exons. Lineage: Eukaryota; Apicomplexa; Aconoidasida; Haemosporida; Plasmodiidae. The record is from RefSeq and is a predicted model, not a curated record. The coding region runs from base 1 to 2958 and encodes 985 amino acids.
AUGAGCAAUUUGAAAAAUAUAUUUAGCUUUUUCAAAUCAAACGAAAAUGGUGAUGACCAAAAUGCCCAAACGUACCUGAACAACCCAGAAGAAUUAAAUGAGCAAAAUGAAAAAGAUGAAAAGGACAAAUCUUCGAUCGAAAGCAUACAAAAAGACAUAUCCAAUUUGCAAAAACUUUUUAGAACAAUUCAGAAUGAUGAAGAAAGCGAAAAAGGAAAAAAAAAUAAAAGAAAAAAAAAUGUUAGUGAAAAUAUUUCACUUCAUGAACAUAAAUUAGUUAGCAACGAAAAUACAGAUUCUACAGAUAAUGAAAUAAACGAAAUCGGAAAUAUGGAUAUAGAAAAUGUUAAUACUAUUUUUAAUAUUAAUAAUAAAUCGCAAAAUGAUACUAAUAAAAUCAUUUUAGAAUUAAAAAAUGCAUUAAAUAUUAACGAAAAACCAAAUGCAGUUAAAAUAAUCAAUGGAAUAAGUCAAGAUGAAAUAAAUGUAUUAGAUAAUUGGUAUAUUUUAAAUAAAAUAAAAAUUAUUCCAUGCUUAUUUGAAGAUAAACCAUUAAAUUCUGGACUAUUAAAUACAUUAUAUUCUAUUGAUCCGUCCUUUAAAAAUAAAAAAAUUAAAAUAAUUCGAUACUUAAAAUAUACUAAAAAAGUAUAUGAACAAUUAUUAAAAAAAUGCUCAGAAAUAAAUAAAGAAGAAAGAAAGGAAUUUUGUGAAAAUACUAUUUUAAAUAUUAUUAAAAAUGAUAUCCAAAAUUUAAAAGACAAAAAUUUCAUGAAACAAGUUAUCUUAUUAAUUAAUAAAGAAAAAAAUUAUAUAAAUCUAAAAUUUUAUUUUCAAUUUUUAUUAAAUUCAUCUAUAGAUUUUUAUGAUUUAUUUAUUGAACUAAAUGGAAUAGAAUCUAUAAAAAUUAUUUUACAAAAUUUAGCAAAAAAAAAUAUUAUUAAAAAAUAUAUUCCUCUAAUAAUUCAAAUAUUUAAUUUAUUAAAAAAAUUGAAUAUGACACUACAUCUUUUAAAAACUACCUUAAUUGGAAUUCCUAUAAACCUAAUUGCUAAAAAUAAAAAAGAUAUUAGAAAUAAUCUUAAUUAUGUUACUGAUAAUCCUCAAGUUCAAAAUAUAGCACAAGAAAUAGUAAACAAUUGGAGGAUUAUACGUGACGAAACUAUAAAAGAAAUUAAAAAAGAAACAAAUCAAUCAUUAAAAAAAAUACAAGAUAAAGAUAUUCAUGAAAUAACAAAUGAAAGUGAUUUAAAACAAGGUUUGAAUAAUUGUACUAUUACACAUUCUUUACAAUAUGAUAACGAAAUAAAUUCUGAUAAAAAAAAAAUAAAUAAUUCAAAAAAUAAAAAUAACACACACAAUGAAGGAAAAAAUAUUAUGCUAGAAAUUAUUGAUACAUUAAAUGAAGAAUAUGAAAAAAAAAAAAAAAGACAUUUAGAAUAUAAAAAAGCCAAAAUAGAAGGAAAAAUUAAAAAAUUCAGUGCGUUGAAUAAUAAUAAUGAUAAUAAUAAAAAUAAAUAUUUAUUAAAUGAUAUAAUUAAUAUUCAAAAAGAUGUGCAAUUACAACAAGCCAUAAAACAAAAAGAUAAACACAUAAACAAUUUAUAUUCUGUACGAAGUAAAUUUGACACAAAUAAAAAUGUUAUGAACAAUUAUGAUUAUAUGAAUAAUAAUGUAAAAAAUCAUAACUCAAUUGACUUUCAAAAUGAAAAAAAUAUUAACAAUUCUAACAUUACAAUGGAUAUAAACCAAUAUAAUUUAAAUAAAAAUCGAGAACAUUAUUCAGACAAUCGUUCAUAUUCAAAUAAAUACAACACCUUUAAAAAUGAAAAUUUUAAAAAUGACAACUUUAAAAACAACCAAAUUGUAAAUCAAACUCACUAUAAUUAUUCUAGCAAAAGCGGAAUGAACAAUAACUCAAAUUAUUUAAAACAAAAAAAAGUAUUUUCAAAUUCUUCACAUAAGUAUGAUGAAUAUAACGAAACAAAAAUGUAUGAACGAGAUUAUAUGUCAAAUAAAAAUUAUAAUGAGCGAUAUAAUAAAUUUCAAAAUAAAAGAAAAAAUAAACAAUAUUAUGAUAACUAUCCAAAUAAAUUUUCAAAUAAUAUAAUAGAAUUAAAUAAAGAAAAUGAACCACACAUAAAUAACAUACCAUUUUCGUCAAAUCCUAAUGGUAUUUCAAAUUACACAAAUCCAAGUUCUAUUGAUAGAAAUACAGUAUUUAAUGAUAUCCCUAUAAUAAAUAAACAUAAUGAUGAAAUAAAAAAUAUAAACAAUUUAUUUUACAACAAUAAUAAAGAAGAAUUACAAAAUUCUUUAAAUACUAUUUUCAAAUGUUAUACAGAAUUUGAAAAAAUAAAAGAAAAUCAUCAAUCUGUUAUUUCAUCUAUUUAUUAUCCUUCAAACUUAUAUGAUGAUGCAGACAUUUCUAAAACGGAUAUAAUCAUAAAAUUUAAUUAUAAUAAAUUAAAUAAAGUAUCAAUAUAUUUAAAAUAUAAUAAUAUAUUAGAUACGUCAAUACAUAAUGAUUCAAAUAUUAUAAACAAUAAUUUUAAUCCUUUUUCAAUACCUGAAUUAUUUCCACCGUCAAAUUUAAAUAUGCUUAAGUUACCUUUUAUCCCUAUUAUAUCAAAUUUUACAAAAACACAAAAUAUAUCAUCUAACAUUUUUCCAAAUAACAAUCAAAUUAUUCAAUCAUCAAUUUCUGAAAAUUAUAAUAGAAAUCCAAUUCAGCCAUUGCUCCCAAAUAAAAUAUAUAACACCUUAGAUGAAUUUAUUAACAUUUUUGAUGACAAUAUUAAACAAAUUCUUCUCAAAAACAUAGAUCUAGCCAAUUUGUUAAUGAGCAAGCCUGAUGUUGUAAACAAAAUGCUUAAGGGACCUCAAUAUAUUAAUGAAGCUUUAUGUUCAUUGGAAGAAGAGUUGAAAAGCUGGGGAAAGCCAAAUAUAAUUUCUUAA